CAAAGAGCUGUCAAAAUAUCGAAUACAUAAUCGUCGUUCGCUGUGGUGGACCGCGAUUUCAGUGAAAAAUUCAGUGUUUUCAGUAGAUAAACCCGAUUCUAAAGCGCGGACAGAUGUCCCACCUAUUGCGCAGCCUGGGCCGGCUGGCCAUCAGCAACUCCAAUCGCCUUGUUCCGGCGCUGACCGCUCUUCCGGCGACAUCCACAAAUCAGUUCCACACGAGCAGCACGUUGUCCAAGAAGUGGAACGGCCACAGCACCGGUCCCAAGCGAUGGCUCGAGUACAACAAAAUCAUUUACCCACCGCAGGAAGCUGACGAGAAGCCCAGGCCAGCUUUCGUCUGCCACCAGAAGACCAACAUCAAGUACAGCCCGAAGAAGAUGUGGUACAUUGCCAGUUUCGUGAGGGGAAUGUCCGUAGAUGAAGCCAUCAAGCAGCUGUCGUUUAUCGACAAGAAGGGUGCGACCACCGUCAAGGAAGCGAUCCUGGAAGCCGUGGAACUGGCCGUCAAGCGCCACAAUGUGGAGUUCCGUUCGAACCUGUGGGUGGCGGAAUCGUUCUGCGGCAAGGGCCGGGUCUUCAAGGGAUUCCGGCGACAUGGUCGGGGUCGGUUCGGAGAGGUCGAGUACAAACACUCGCACUACUUUGUCCGGCUGGAGGAGGGAAGCCCGCCGGAGAACUACUAUCCGGGACAGGAGCAGAAGAGUGGCGACCAGAUGCUGCAGGAGUGGCUGGAGUCCAUGCGGAAACGGAAGGUUAUCCAUUCGUUGUAAAGCAUUUGCGGGAAUAAAGAGAUAGUUUCGAAUUCAAAA
This is a messenger RNA of Aedes aegypti (yellow fever mosquito), 812 nucleotides long. RefSeq names its product 39S ribosomal protein L22, mitochondrial (gene mRpL22). Gene Ontology annotation, biological process: translation; ribosome assembly. Lineage: Eukaryota; Metazoa; Arthropoda; Insecta; Diptera; Culicidae. Gene Ontology annotation, cellular component: mitochondrial large ribosomal subunit; ribosome. Gene Ontology annotation, molecular function: structural constituent of ribosome. The record is from RefSeq and is a predicted model, not a curated record. The transcript has a single exon. The coding region runs from base 114 to 773 and encodes 219 amino acids.